UAUACAAGUUUCGACACAGCAAAUUUAAGAGGUUUAUCCUGUGAAUAAGUGGAGUUUUACAUCUUUAUUCUCUUCUCAAUACACUGGAGUUWWUCAAGAAUGAAGCCCAAGCUGUUUAGCAUUGGUUUGUUGCUCAUAUUAUGCAAUUCCCAUGGCUGUUUUGCAUUCAAARAAGGYGUGAAUGGAGGAGUGUACUGUGCUGCUUGUAUCGCCGUGUCAGCGCUAACUGACCAGCUAAGUGUUAUACACAAUGAAACAUUUGUCCAAGCGUUUGAUAGAUUUUGUAACUUUCUCCCKGCUCCAAUUUAUAAAGGAGCUUGUGUUGAACUGGGCCGGUACUAUAUUCCUCAAAUUAUCCAGAUAUUGACUCGUGACGUUACUGCUGACGUCAUUUGCAACGCAGUUAARCUCUGUUAUACUGAAAARGGMUAUCCUACUUGYCAUGCGUUCCCUCCAAAGGGUGAUUUUGAUGAAAUACUUUACACGGCAAAGAAAAAGCUGGCAAUCGCACGAGACAAGAAGUCAUUGACRUUUUUAGAUGACAUCAAGGARCCAUUUUUUGACCCCUGCGUCUUGCCUGGUGUGAGAGAAUUGUGUCAGCUGAUUAACAGAGUWUUUAACARUCAUCAUCCUUUAGUGGAUUGGGAUAAUGAUUAUUUUAGUAGCGUUAGUUCAGCGUGGAGGGGAGUAUCAUGGAGGGGUAGGGACUGUGAUGAUUUYGACCCUCUUAUCAGACCAGGUGCUAUAGAGCAUGGAGAUGUGUUUUUAGAUGCMAAUUGUAAUGGGAUUUGGGGUUUUGACCCAGCUACCUUCAAAACAUAUGAAGAACUACUUUGCAAAGACACUGGCUAUCUAGGUCUGAUAGUACUGGGGGACUCUGUUGCAGCUCAUUUUCAUCUCCCCCCUCAAUGGCUGAAUGCUUCAGAGUUCAAAGCAGAAGUAUUUCAAAAUGCAGCGUUUAUAGUUGCCAAUGAGGUUGACUGGCCGCAGCUUUCACUAUAUACAGGACAUUAUAGUCAAUCCAAAUGGCCUUUAGACAAAGGAAAUGUUUCAUCGCUUUACUUAAAGUUAUUCCAAAGAAAUCACUGCAAUCAYCGUGACUACCAAAACUUAGCCAAGAAUGGUGCUGACUCUUUUGAUGCAAAUAACAUCCUAAUAGAGUCAUUAAACCGUAGAAAGGGUGUUGAUCAGCCAGCUCUUGUCAUUUACUCACUAAUUGGUAAUGAUGUGUGUAAUCAUUGGCAUGAUUUUGAUCACAUGACUACACCUGAACAAAUGAGAGCCAACCUUCUAAAGACCUUAGACACACUAGACAAGCAGCUGCCCAAUGGUAGCCAUGUUCUUGUUGUUGGCAUGGUUGAUGGCCGUGUGCUGUAUAAYAACAUGCAUAAUAGGAUCCAUCCGAUUGGUUCCUUACGUCGUGAUGUYACYUAUUCAAAGUUYUAUGACUUCAUGAAYUGCCUGCACGUUUCGCCAUGUUAYGGUUAUYUAAACACCAAUGAGACUGUMAGGAAUUUCACAGCAGAGAGAUCAUUUGCACUGACAGCUGUUAUGAAGGAUGUUGUAAAACAUGCCAAGUACAACAGCUUUGAUGUUGCAUUCAUUGAUAAUCCUUUCCCACAAAUUCUUGAGGAAUGGAAAGCAAAGGGAAACCAAAUAUGGGAGCUGAUUGAACCRUCUGAUGGUUUCCAUCCAAGGCUUGUAGCAGAGUCUUUAACGGCUGAGUUAGCAUGGAAAAUACUUGAAUCUAAGUAUCCCCACAUGAUUGGUAAGGUGAAUCCUAAUAAUGAAAAGAUUCGGCAGCUCUUUGGAAACCAAGGUGGAUAUUAAUAGAUUAUUGGAAAUAAUUAAUAUUAACUCCAAUAAUAUUGUCAGAUUCUAUAUUUUGUUACAAUCACUGAGAUACAAGGUGUAGCCUUAGAAACAUGCAAAAAUAAUUCUAUUAAGUUAAUAAUCAAUAUUUAUUGAAUUCAGCAAAUACCAAUAUUUUUGAAAUAUCUUGCAUUAUAUAGACUAGUAUAACAAAUGUAUGCUAUGUUUCUGCCAAUGGUAGGAGCCCCUACCAGCAGAUAUACAAUAUACUUAUAUGUUACUUAUGUAUCCAUAAAUACUACUUAUACUUUUUUAAUGAAAAUUAAUCAUAUGCACAGYUAUCUUUKAAAAGWUAUUAUUUAUCCAUACAUAUCCAAYAUUAUUUUGCUAUACKUUUUGGUAAAAUACYAAACAACACUUGRAUUACGUGAAUUGAAAACACUAUUUUUGUAAAGAAAUCAAAUAUUAUUGUAUACGCYUGCACUUGCUUUAUUAAAAGUAUAUUUUAUAAUUUUUUGGGA
Messenger RNA from Exaiptasia diaphana, 2333 nucleotides. Its product is annotated as acyloxyacyl hydrolase. The record is from RefSeq and is a predicted model, not a curated record. Gene Ontology annotation, molecular function: acyloxyacyl hydrolase activity; calcium ion binding. Gene Ontology annotation, biological process: negative regulation of inflammatory response; lipopolysaccharide catabolic process. NCBI's taxonomy places the organism in Eukaryota, Metazoa, Cnidaria, Anthozoa, Actiniaria, Aiptasiidae. The transcript is spliced from 4 exons. Bases 100 to 1830 code for a protein of 576 amino acids.